AUGAGGGCUAACGAUCAACGAGAGACGGGUGGGGAGCCAAAGAAGCCGUCUGCUCACGUGGCACCCUCCACCACAUCCCCGCCCGCUGCCACGUCCGCCGCACAACAUGAAAGCGUAGGAAAAACACGCAGCUCUGACGAUGUGCACACGGCGGGAAACGAAUCCACCCAAACGUACGCAAGCGCGUCAGCCGCCGCAGCUUCCAGCACCGCUCUUGUCCAGAGGAACCCACACGUCACGGUGCGUACACGACCCCCUGCCACACUGCAGCAGCAGCAAGGCAGCGGCGGCGCUCUUCUCCCUCUCAACCCGACUACCCGCCGCGUCGCUAUUAGCUUGGGCAAAGCCGGCAUCUCCAUCGCGGACGGCCUGCUGCUGUCGUGCAACGCAAUCCUCAACCCCAUCGUCUCCGCCUCCUUCGUGGUGUACGAGUCUGUCAAGGUGGUCCAAGCCUACCGCCACGGCGACUUGAACCGACUGGGCUACCACACCACUAAGGGUGACGUCGCCCUGCGCAUCGGGAAAGAGCUGACGAUGACGGGCGUAGGCAUUGCCAUUGGCCAGGGCAUCGGUGCGCUGGUUGGUCUCAGUGGCAUUCCCGUGGCCGGUCAGCUGGUGGUGGCCACGCUGCUGUCGGUGGGGCUUGGCAUCUGUGUAGGCACGCUGGUGACGCACUACGUGGACCGCUUCACCGCACGGCUGCAGCUGCGCCACCAGUACGGCUACCCGGCUGAUGAGCGUGGCACCCGCCGCCGCUUUGAGGUGCUGCUCGAGCGUCGCCAUGACCUGUCCACCCUGGAGACCUGUCGCGUGGUCCAGCACUAUGCGGACUACCGGGUGGCGUGUGGGUGGGAGAGUGCCAACGACCUCGACGACUACCGCGCCUCGGGCGACAUAACGCAGAUGCCGGUGUCGCUGCAGCACUUCGCCGUGGUGCAGCUCCAGCGCAAGUGGGGUUUCGUCAAGGUGCGCGCGCAGUGCCGGCAGAUCUAUCGGGCGCUGCUGCUCGUCCACCACCCCGACCGUGGCGGAUCGACGGAGAUGGCGGCGCAGCUGAACAAAGACUUCGAGUUUUUUGCCUUCUGCCAAGGCUGGGACGGCGACUGCGUCUCGCUGCUGCGCGGUGGCGAGACCCACAACAAUACGGAUGCAGCCAUACCUGCAAGUGGAGGCCCGGCCGCACGCAGAAGUCGCGGCAGUGUCGUGGUCGACUACCUCCGCUCUCUCUUCCGCAACGACACCAACUCCCACGUCGGCGCAAACGACUUGCACCAGUUUGGCCUGCUCACGCUGGAGGCCGGCACCCCGGCAGAUAUGCACCGCCUCGACGUCACCGUCUCCUCCCUCUCGUCCUCGACUCGCCCCUUGGACAGCCGCCCCCACCACAGCAAUUCGCACAGCCGCGACGGCACCACGAGUGUCAGUGACGAGGACGAGGAGGACGACGACGACAUCGAUGGCAGCGGUGUGACGGCCGCCGUGCGGCAGCGCAGCGUGACGCGUGUGCUGAACAGCCUGCACGAGGCGUACGCUGCCACGGCGGAGCUCAUCACCUUUGCCGGACUCGUGCGAGUGUCCGACGACGCGCAGGCCUGGGCGAGGCUGCACGACGAUGUCAGCCUCUUCCAGCGCCUGCAGUACUUCAUCUCUGUCCACACGCUAGCGGGAGAUAGUAGGGGAGAGAGAAGAAGCGCAGACGAGGAGAGCGCUGCGGCUUUGAAGGCGGACCCAUCGCCGCCGCUCGUCUUCCACGGUUUCCGCUGGUCGACCGCAGAGGAGGCCGUUGCGCGUCGCGAGGAGGUGCGACGUGCGAUUGUCGCCGCCGUCUUCACCGAAGAGACGAGUCAGCAACUCGCGUUCCUUCUGGAUCUGUGGCGCACCGCGAAGGCAGUGGCGGAGAGCUAUUUCCGCGCGUGCCAGCAACAGGACGGUAUCGACGGUGCGUUGACAGAGAGCGGCCGUGGUGGUCCUCACAAAGAUGAGGGCCGUGAGACGCUCGACACCCUCCUGCGCAUUCACAAGCAGCUGGACGCAGCUGGUGAAGCAGCGCGUGGGUCGUGGCAUGGCCGUUUAGAAGAGUGGGCCACGCGCACCGCACCUGGCUUCUCUUCAUUCAUGGAGGACGUCAAGGAAGUUGGCCUGACCGCGAGCAACGCCCUGGCCGCGGAGUAUUCCAUGCACACCCUCCCCUCCGAGCAAGACCAAUGCUUGGAGUACUGCAAAUCGUGGACUCGGAAGCAAGAUACGCUGCAGUCGCUACUCUCCGAGUUGCAGCUCGCCUAUGCGGAGCGCAAAGCCUCCGCGGCUUCGAGCGACGACCUCGCGAGGCGCAUGGACGACUACCAAGCCCAGCUCCUGCUCCUGCACAAACAAAUGGCGGUGGUUGACGUGGGGAUUGCGGAGUGGGGCGGAGCGUGUGCGGCACACUUCCCCGAGCUCACGCCGACCCUGCGCUGGCUCCCCUCCACGUGUCUCCAGGCCGUCGCGCUGUGGCCGGCGGAGGCGCCAAGUGCGCUGCCGUCGCGCUUUGUUGCUUUUGAGCGCGAGCGCACGCUGCUCCACUACAGUCGGGUGGAACAGGAGCCCAGCAACCCCUUCGAGCCCUUCACCGCACGAGCGGUGUCGACCACGCCGCCGGCAGACCUCUUAUCCCAGGACGCCACGGUGGUGAAGGACGACGAUGCCGAGACAAUUCUCACCAGCUUCGAGGUGGACCGGAAGGUGGAAGACGCGGUGGUGUCGCGAGACGGCGUCGGCAUGGCCCUGCUACAGGCGGUGUACAACGACCCGCUCACGGGCGAGAUCACGCCGUGCUGGUUGAAGCGGUACUCUUUCCCGUCUUUCCCGCCAACGAGCACCGACGAGCCCGACGCCGCCACGGCAGCCAACAUCCGUCGUCUCGCCCACACAAUUGUCGCCGAGGAAGUGGUAACCUCCGAGCAGUGCAGCAGCGACCGUAUCGUUUCUGCCCGCGAUGUCUUCUACCACCGCGAGCGCCACGAGCUGUUUGUGCACUACGUGCGCGGCGCGACGCAGCAGCGCUUCCGCUCCUCGAACGACGUCCGCCGCCAGGUGGAGCCCAUUGGACUGCGCUGGCUGCACGACGUUCUGGAGUGCGUCAUUUGCCUCCACACGUGCCAUCUGGCGCACGGGCAGCUCUGCCUGAGCAGCUUCACGUACGACGACUUUGGCAACACAGCCCUCGGCACGUUUUCUCCGGCGUGGAACGGCACCAAUGCGUCUGCGCUGCGGCGGUCGGUCGGGCCGCUCAACGACAAGCAGUCCGCGCCUGCCCCGGUCACCCUCGCUGAGCGGCAGCGUUGCGACACGGUGGACCUCGGCAUAAUGCUUCUCACUGAGGUGCUCCCGCUGUUAGCCGGUGCUCGUACAGCCGCUGGCGCCACGCCCACCACGUCCCCGACGUCGAAACAGUCGCAGGCCAGUGAACUUGGCAGCGAGGAGGACGUGGCCCGCGUCAUGGAGGCCGUCGCGUCCCACCUGGUCGGCAAGGAGGAGCCGCUCUGGUCUCUCCUCGACGCCAGGAAGUUUGUGCGCCGCUUCCUGCAGCUCCGCCUGGGAGACGUCGCCGUCUUCUCCAAGCACGUCGCCUACCCAUCCCAGUGGGCCGUGCGGGGACCCAUCCCACCCGUGCAGCUGGUCGCCGCAAACGUCGCCCACUUCAACUUCACCGCAUUGCCGUCGGCGGCGCGGGUGCGUGUGUACCAAAACCGGCAUCUUUCCCUGUGGGAGACGUACUGGCGGUGCCGCCGCAAGAUGGUGGCGUUGCACCACAGCACCUUCAUGCAGCCCUCCGCCGUCGCGCAGGCACCGGCGCUGCUGUUUUGCAGCGACGACUAUGAAGUGCACGAGCGCUACCUCUGGGCGCCGUGCGAGGACGAGGCGACGGCGUGGGAAUGCUGUCAGGACGGCUUCCGCUACCUGCAGCGGCGCGCCACGCCACUCACGCCAGACGACGACAUGGCUGCCUUCGCCCUGUGCGCGCCGUCGCCCGCGCAGGGCCAGACAGUGUGGGGCGUUGUGUGUCGCGUGGCUCUCGGCACCACCGUCGAGGAGACACAAGAGGAACUUGAGACGGCGAAAAGCGCCGCGGACACGAGCACGGCGCAGUACAACAAGCUGUCGUACGCGGCGCAGCGGCGGAGCCACUUUUCCCCGCCACGCCAGCCGCCGCCCUUGUCGUCACGACUGUGGGUGCCGUCGCCGUGGGCGCGUUGCUACCCCGAGUUCUUCGUGCAGCUUUCCCUGUAA
Molecule: messenger RNA, 4269 nt
Organism: Leptomonas pyrrhocoris
Lineage: Eukaryota; Euglenozoa; Kinetoplastea; Trypanosomatida; Trypanosomatidae
Exons: 1
Coding region: 1-4269 (1422 amino acids)
Biological process (GO): protein import into mitochondrial matrix
Cellular component (GO): PAM complex, Tim23 associated import motor
Molecular function (GO): ATPase activator activity
Source: RefSeq, a predicted model, not a curated record